ACAACGUUAAUUCAUAUGGUAGUAGGUUCUGAUAUCUCUUUCUUUUUCUCACUCGAGUAUCCUCUCUCUUCUCUGUUCACCAAUUCUUUAGUCUCAUUGAGUUAGUUGAGUCUGGUUGAGUCAGUCAGUUACGCGAAGACUGCUGUGGACGUAACAUUAUACUAUAGUUUAUUGUAAAUAAAAUAAGAAAGGAAUAAAACAAUGGCGUCUGCAAAGAGAAAGCAAGAUGAGAAACAUCUGAAAAUACUUCGUGAAUUAGUAUCACAACCUGGUAAUAAAGAAUGUUUUGAUUGUCGACAACGAGGACCAACUUAUGUCAAUAUGACCAUUGGUUCUUUUGUCUGUACUACAUGUUCUGGUUUGCUACGAGGCUUAACACCACCACAUAGAGUUAAAUCUAUUUCAAUGGCAACAUUUACUGCUGAAGAAAUUGAAUUUAUAAAACAACGUGGUAAUGAACAUUGUAAAAGAAUAUGGCUGGGAUUGGUUAAUUCAAAUACUCCAAUAACUAUUGAUACUAAAGAUGAACAAAAAAUGAAAGACUUAAUGUCUGCUAAAUAUGAACAUAAAAGAUAUUAUUUAGAUCCAUCGAUGGCUAAUGACAACUGUAAUAAUCAAAAAGUACAAUCAACCUCUUCUGAUAGUACAUUACGAUCAAAUCAAACUAAUAUACCUAGAGUACCAAAUGUUGGGACAUUGCCAACAUUGACUACACCAAAUCAAAAGAAAAAAAAUACUACAGAGACUAUUUCAACAUUUACUACAGAUUUCGUCGCUGAUUUUAGUCAAGUACCCGAUCCUUUUGUAUCUGCUGCACCAACAUCACAAUUUUCCGGGUCUAUUCAACCGCAAGCUUCUUUUGCUAACUUUGACAAUAAUCCAGCAUUUGAUUCUUCCCAGAGUGUCGACAUGGAUAAGCAGCCGAAACACGGUAUAUCCUGGCUUUAUCAACUAAACAAAGCAAAGCUAGCGGAAGAAUUGGACAAGCGAAGUAUCCAUCAUGAACCAAAGGCUACCAAAGAUGAUCUAAGACGUCUGCUCAGAAUAGCACUCAGAAACGAAGGUGCAGGGAACAGUAUGAAUAGCAGUAAAGCACCAUCUAACCAGUCUAGCCGACAGAACAGUCCAACCAGGACUCCCACACCGGUUCCAACGCUUUCUAUGAAACCACCAGUGUUACCAUCCAUAUCAGGGGAUCAGGGUCGGUCAAGUCGCAUAGACGACUUAGAACUAGAUAAUGCAACUCGUACCUCUACACCUCGAGACAGAUCACUGGAGUCUCAUCCAGCUACGUUAACAGCAUACGAAGAGCUCAGAGCAAUGCUGUUAAGGGAACAAGACAAGUUAAAACAAGUUGAGCGAGAACGCGAACAGGACAAAAGGCGACUGGCAGAAUACGAAGAGGGAGCUAGACUAAUAGAACAGCAACGUAUUAAUGACAAAAUAAGGAUAACUGAGAUACAAAAGUUAAAAGAGGGAGCUGAAAAACGAAGACAAGACGAGGUUAGAGCCCAUCAACGACAGACGGUCGUAGAACAACGUCAGCAAGAAGCUAGUAAUGAUGCUGCAGAGUUGAGAGAACGCAUAGAGUUAGUAGAGCAAAUACUACUACAAGAGCAGACAAAACGACAACAAACUCCCUACUCAAGACCUGUGAUCACAACAGAAAGUCAUGGGCAAGUGAAAAAUAUUAAGGACCAAGUCAGAAAGUGGGACAUUAGAUUCGAUGGCGAGACGGACCUGUGGACAUUCCUGGAACGCAUUGAGGAACUAAGUACGAGCUACCAGCUGUCCAAAGAUCAAUUGCUGGAAUGUACACCAAUACUGUUGACAGGAAAAGCAUUAUUGUGGUAUCGAAACAAUAAAGCCAACUGGCAGAACUGGGAAGAGUUUACUGAACAGUUAAAAAGUUUCUAUCUCCCAGUGGAUAUCAGACUACGAUGGGAAGAGGAAAUCAGAAACAGAAUCCAAGGUCCAAAGGAAAAAGCUCGAGAUUAUAUCACAACACUCCAAACACUGAUGCGCAGACAUGGUGGUAUGAGCGAGUAUAGUCAGUUAGACAGAUUGUACUAUAACAUGAGGUCAGACUAUCAACACUACAUCCGAAGACGAGAUGUACAAAGUAUCAGUGAUCUUAUUAAUCUGGCAAAUGACUAUGAAAGAGUAACAGAGAAUGAACGGAUCAACAAAACUAUGCCAUUAAAACCGCCAAUAAGCGAUUAUACAAAUAAACCUAGGGAACGCAAAAAAGAAGACGUGUCAACCAUCAGCGCAAACUAUAGAAUGCACUUGUCCAAGCCAGGGAAACGGACAAGGGGCCGGCGAAAGAGCGUACUUGGUCCGGCCCCAUUCUCAACAAAUGGCUCAACAUCAGCGUGGACUGCACACCAAUCCCUUCACCAGAACAGGGGGAAUAGGGAAUUACUCAGGGACCGAUCCACCCCAAACUUAUUGGAACCAGAAGCAAACACAGAACCAAAUCGAAUCGACAGCAGAGAACCCGCAAACCGAUCGCAGCAAGUAUCAAUUGGCUGCCAGCACCCCAGACAAUCACUAGACAUGAUCCAGAAAUGUUACCAAGGACAGGAUGAUAGGCUUUAUACAAAUAUAAAAAUUGGUAACAAGAAUAUUCAAGCUUUGAUCGAUACCGGAGCAACGAGAUCAUGUAUAAGCCAGGAUACAUGGGACUGGAUAAAUGAAAACAACAUACCAGUUGAAUGUCAGCCAGGUAAAGGCACGGCAACGCAGGCCGACGGCAGUAAUUUACCAAUUAGCGGAUACGCAAUGAUACCAAUAGAAAUUUUUGACAUCAGAAGGAAGUGUCAAUUCAGCAUCAUGCCUACUAUUUCCAAGCCCAUAAUCAUAGGAAUGGACUUGUUAACACGACUACGAUUCAACAUAAAAUUACAGCCACCAUGGGAAGUGGAAACCACGACGGAAAUCUACUCAAUGAUGUCCAACAUAGAAGACCAGACAGAGAAAAUAAAUACACAACAAGAGUUGGAGGAAAAAGAGAAAAUUGAAGAAAUGAUGAAAUACGUAAAAGAAGAAAUCAAUGUAUUGGACAGAGUAGUUGGACCGUCAAAUUUGAAACCACACGAGAUUAAACUCAAGACCGACGAACCAAUAAAAACGAGAUAUUUCCCGAAAAAUCCGGCAAUGCAAGACGUAUUAAAUAAGGAAGUAGACAGAAUGCUAAAAGAAGAUAUCAUAGAACCAUCAGUGAGCCCGUGGACAUCCCCAGUGGUCCUCGUAAAGAAGAAAAAUAACAAGUAUAGAUUUUGUAUCGACUUUAGAAAAGUAAACGAAGUCACCGUAAAAGACGCCUAUCCAUUGCCACAUGUACAAGCUACUCUCGAUCGGAUAAAAGACUCCAAAUAUUUCACAACGAUAGACUUAAAAGACGGGUAUUGGCAGAUACCACUUGAAAAGAAAAGCAGAGAAGUUACAGCCUUCGCGGUCCCAAAUCGUGGAUUAUAUCAAUUUAAAGUGAUGCCAUUCGGUCUCCAUUCAGCUCCAGCCACAUUCCAACGUAAUCUAGAUCAAAUUAUUGGGCCGGAGAUGGAAGGUAAAGCUAGUGCCUACUUAGACGACAUCAUCAUACUCGGCAAAUCACUGGAAGGACAUUUUAAUAACAUAAAAGAAGUUUUAGAACGACUCAAGUUGGCAAAAUUAAAAAUAAAUCGGGAAAAAAGUAAAUUCUUCCAGAAGGAAAUCCGAUAUCUGGGUCAUGUCAUCAACGAGAAAGGGAUCCAUACGGAUCCAGAAAAAGUAUCAGCAAUUACAAAACUCCAGGCACCGAGAAACAUUAAAGAGCUGCGGAGAUUUUUAGGGAUGAUCUCUUGGUACCGUCGCUUCAUCCCAGAAUGCUCGAAAAUUACGAGGAAUCUGACUAAACUUUUACAAAAAAAGGUCAAAUGGCAUUGGAGCACGGAACACGAAGAAGCAUUCAGUCAGCUGAAAUCCGCCCUAACAACUACACCCAUCCUCGCACCACCAAAUUACGAAUUACCGUUCAUUUUACAAACAGAUGCGAGCGAUCAAGGCCUAGGCGCAGUACUGACCCAAAGCAGAGGAAAAGAAGAAUUUGUGAUUGCAUAUGCGAGCCGCACCCUCAACAAACAUGAAGUUAACUAUUCCACAACAGAAAAGGAAUGUCUGGCGGUGAUAUGGGGUAUUCAAAAAAUGAGAUCUUAUUUAGAAGGAUACAAAUUUACAGUACUAACAGACCAUCAGUCACUUAAGUGGCUUAAAAACAUCGAGAACCCAUCGGGAAGAUUGGCGAGAUGGGCGUUAUACUUACAGCAAUUCGAGUAUGAGAUACGUUACAGAAAGGGAGCACUAAACAAAGUGGCGGACACACUAUCGAGAUCCCCUCAACCGGCAGAGAACGAUGAUAAUGAAAUUCUACAAGAAACAGUAUUUGAAAUCGACGCAAAUCAAACGGACCCAUGGUACCAGCGCUUAAAAAGUGGAGUAGAAGAAAGACCGGAAGACUACCCAGAGUACGCGAUAAUCAACAAAAACUUGUACAGACAUAAGCAUCACUCAUUAAACUAUAAUGAAAGACAAGACGCGUGGAAGUUAUGCGUACCACAAAAUUUGCGGAGAGACAUCAUGAAAGAGAACCACGACGACGUAACAGCGGGGCAUCUGGGAAUUGCUAAGACCAUUGCCCGUAUAUCCAGAUCGUACUACUGGCCUAGAAUGCAGUACGAUAUAACCAGCUACGUCCGUAACUGUGAAACUUGCCAGCAAUUCAAAGUUCCCCAACAAAAACCAGCGGGAAAAAUGGGCACCAUAGAGGCCACAAGACCGUGGGAAGUUGUCGCCAUGGACAUUAUAGGUCCGGUUACUAAGUCAUCGGAAGGAUAUGGCUAUCUUUUGGUGAUGCAAGACAAAUUUACUAAAUGGGUAGAGCUGCAACCAUUACGCAGGGCAACAACCACACCAAUAAUCCAGGCUCUGAAAAAUAAAAUACUUUUAAGAUUCGGUAGACCCAGGAUAAUAAUCACGGACAAUGGGUCUCAGUUUGCCAGCAAUAUUUUCUUCGAAACUCUGGCAGAAUGGAAUAUCACACACAUAAGGACACCACCAUACUCACCACAGUGUAAUCCAGUAGAAAGAACCAACAGAGUUAUAAAAACCAUGAUUAGCCAAUUUAUUUUAAAUUCGCAACGGUCUUGGGCGCACAAAAUUAACGAGAUAGCCUUUGCAUAUAAUACCGCUAAACAUGACAGUACGCAAUUUACACCAGCGUACCUGAACUUCGGAAGAGAACUUGAUGCUCCAACUUCUACGAGGGCAAGGUUAGAAGACACAUACACGGCGGAGGCACCAGAUGAUAUCAUGGAACGAGUAUCAAUGCUACAAGAAGCACAUGAAAUGACAAGAAUAAAUUUGGCAAAAGCUUUUUCAAAGCAAAGCCAUUAUUAUAAUUUACGACGCCGAGACUGGACACCGGAAAUAGGAGACAUAGUAGCAAAAAGAGAGUAUCCACUAUCGUCAGCGGAAGCUCAGUUCUCAGCAAAAUUGUCAGCCAAAUAUACUGGUCACUUUACAGUUAUCGACCGUAUAGGUAAAACAGUGGUGGUAAUACAGAGCGAAGACGGCGGUAUCCAUAGAGCGCAUGUAAAAGAUUUGAAGUUAUUCCGUAAGAAGGCGCCACACAAGAUUAACGAGAUGACACAUAGGAGGGAAGAUGGGGAAAUGAGGGGCGACAAAAUAUGGCACGCAGGCGCAAAGAGGAGAAGGUCUCGUAAGGGUGGGAUAACCAAGCAGCAUCAGUCGAUCAGAACAUUCGAAAGAGUCAACAUGGAUAGUGCUACGCCAAACAAUACACAAAACAGUGAGAUCACUUCAAGUACUGUGCCACCAGCCAACACUUCAAGCAGUUCGGUGUCAUCAUCAUCAAGCUCAUCCUCAUCAAGCUCAUCCUCAUCGAGCUCAUCUUCAUCGGCGAGUUCGUCAACAUCAAGUUCGUCGGCAACGUCAAGUUCAUCGUCAAGCACCAGCAAGGCAUCUUCAAGUCUACCAAUCAUCGUAAGCAACGAAAGGGUAGAUAAAAUAAUAAAGCAAAGUCGAAGCGGAUUCCAUAUCCGAGAAAGACCGGCAGCCACGAUGGAAGUCAAGGAAUAUACUAGCUCAGGUACACCGGACCCACUGCCGGAAAAAUAUACAACACCCCGACCAACAAGGAAGUGGGAAGCACGCCGUAACGUAACGCAAGAUACGGGAAAAAUAAAAAUAAUAGAGAUCAAAGACCAGCCUAAAGAAAUAAAAACAGAAAUUAAGAGUGUUGUGGUAAAGAAAAAUCAAAAACCGGAAGAGGCGAAGAAACAACAACCGCAGGCGGAAAAGAAAAACCAGGGACCCGAGGAGUCGAAGAAACAACCGGGGGACACAAAGAAUCUAAAAUCUGUGGUGGAAAAGAAAAAUCAGGGACACGAGGAGGCGAAGAAACAACCGGGGGACACAAAGAAGCAAAAAUCUAUGGUGGAAAAGAAACAAAAUACCGGGGCAGUAAAAAUAAACAAAAAUAAAAUCCAGACAGUUAACCCUCAGACAAGUAAACACAUGGACGAGACGAUCGCAGAGGUAGCAGCAGGGGGAGGCACCACGGGAAAAGAACAAAUAUCGAGCAAGCGAAGUAUAGGAAUUCAAGCUGAGAGAAUUCCAAAAUUCAGAAACGCGCAGACCCAAACACCACCCCCACCGGCCCGGCCUAAGACGAACAACGCUGCUACGCAGACACACUACCAAUCGAGAGACAAAGCGACGCAAACACCGCCAGCAACCAAGUCAAAAGACGGUAGCACGCAGACCGACGAGAAAACAAAAGAUAGACCAGCCACACCAGGAGGAGUUUUAGAAUUGUGUAUACCCUACAAUGAAAGGUUUGAGGACGACCGUGAUAGUUGGUUCACACCGGAAGUACUAUCAGCGCCGCCAAAACAAACCACGCCUCAUUAUGAGGCGGAGCAACAACAUAUAUCGGUCAUAACGCAAAGUUAUUACACCUCAUACGACAUGCCAUCUACUAGUGGAUACCCAAACCAAUGGGAGGUACAAGAGGAAGCUAGUACGAGCGGGUCAGUCGGUCGUUACCAACCACAGGGCUGGGAAAAUUACGGCACAUACCAACCAACGCCACACAGUGAAGGCUACCAAUCCACUGGGUGGAAUUACAAUAAUGGAAACCCGGCAAACCCUACAAGCAUCCAAAUUAACAUCGGAGAAGUGAACAACCCAUCAAAAAAACGCAAACGCCGUCGUAGACGACAUUAAGUUUAAUUUUUUAUAUAAACAAUGUAUUUUAAGUUUUGGGAAAAGUAAUUUAUUUUUUUUAAGUUAAAUACGAAAUUGUUUGUAAAAAAAAAAAAAAAAAAAAAAGGGGUUAAGCAUGAAAGUUUUUUUUGUUUUUGAAGUUAAAUAUGUAUUUUUUUUUAUUUAAAAAAAAAAAGAGUUAAGCAUGAAAGUUUUUUUUAAAUUUUUGGUUAAAUAUAAAAAUUAUUUUUGUUUAAAAAAAAAAAAAGGUUGAGCCUGAAAGUUUUCUUAGAGAAGAAAAAGGAAAUAUUUGUUUUAAAGUUGAAAUUAUUUAAUUUUUUUUAAAUUUAAGCAUGAAAGUAAAAUGUUUUUUUGGUGAGAUUAUUUGAGUUUAAAUAUUAUUAACAAGUUAGUAUUAAGAAUAUUUUUGUAAUUUUAUGUAAGAUUAAAGAAAUAAACGAGGAAACUGAAAAAAAAAAACAACAAAAAAAAUAAACGCAGAGCAUUUAUUUUUUUUUUCAAAGUAAGGGGGGAAUAUAACAAACGAGAAAUUUUGUUGAAUUAUUUUUGCAAAAAAAAUAAGAGAAAAGAAAAAAAAGGGGAAAAAAAAAAUUAAUUAACAAAGAAAAAAAGAAAAUUGAUAAAAAGUAAAGGAAAAUGGGAAAAAGAGAAAAAAUAAGUAAGGGAAAAAAUUCAACACCGAAAAAGUAACAAAUGCGCAGAAUCCGGGGAGUUAGUUCUAAAAGUCUCCGCGGGGUGGCAUACCUGCGAAAAUUCUUUCCACAUUCGGAAAGUUAAACUAGAAUGCUUAAAAACCAGCUUAGGGGACGGCUGAGCAUCAUUCACCGACCACGACCAGUGGAGUACACUAGUCAGUGGCAAAAGGACGACUACCAAGUGGAAUACACUUAGUGUCACCAUAUCCUUACGCACUACGGUGAAAUUGAACGAGUGGACUCUUUGUAUAAGAACCUCCACCUUUACACAUUGCGAAAAUCCGCAAACCGUGUACCAACUAGUACACACCACGCUGCCAGAGGGCAGUAGUCACGCCCGGAGUGGGGAGAGUGCUGUAGUAGCCAAUUGGUUCAGUCGAGCGGCAGACGCCGAGCUCGACGGACUGGUCAUCAGUUAGUGGACUCGCCAGGCUUCCCGCCAUUGUAUAUUGUAAGGGAGUGCCGGUUGGAGACCCUGCCAGCGUUCAUUGUGGUUCCUCAGGUUGAGCCACAAUUGGAGCGUAAUCAGUUCGCCAUAGUACUGCCGGGAAGUGUUGAACCGGAGCAGUAUCGUGGCUAGAGCUACGAAAUAGCCGGUAGAUGGCAAGAGCUAUCCCGCUAUUGUAAACUAAUUAUAAGUACUUGCUGUAUUAGACCUUAAGUUGGAAUCAAUAAAAUUUGCAUCAUUCAGUUUCCUUAUACAAAUAAAUUUAAUUAAUUUUGAGCGUGUCACCUCCCUCAUCCUUAUAUCUGAUCCCUGGAUCCGGCGAGCUAAAAACGAGCAGUCGAGGGACAGAUAAUUAUUUAUCUUUGGGUAAAUAAUUACUGCAUGUUACACGUUACAUAUUUUAUAAAUUUAGUAGUGAUAGUUGGGCACGUAGUGACUG
Microplitis mediator is the source of this 8869-nucleotide messenger RNA. RefSeq lists its product as uncharacterized. Gene Ontology annotation, molecular function: GTPase activator activity; nucleic acid binding; aspartic-type endopeptidase activity. The record is from RefSeq and is a predicted model, not a curated record. The transcript is spliced from 4 exons. Gene Ontology annotation, biological process: proteolysis; DNA integration. NCBI's taxonomy places the organism in Eukaryota, Metazoa, Arthropoda, Insecta, Hymenoptera, Braconidae. The coding region runs from base 202 to 7287 and encodes 2361 amino acids.